AUGGUUGGAAGACAGACACUCCGAAUGGACAGCAGUAAUUGCUCCGGGGCGGUGAUGGACGACAGCCCUGCAUCCAGUCCGAGCUCCAGCCCCAGUCCGGACGGCCGUCGCCGGGAGCUUCAGCGGGCCAGGGUGCUUCAGAGCGGCGGCCUCGGCGGUAGAGGACGUCCGGCGGCAGCUAAUGCAGCGCGGGAGCGAAGCCGGGUGCAAACUCUGAGGAACGCCUUCCUGGAGCUCCAGAGGACUUUGCCGUCAGUGCCACCGGACACCAAGCUGUCCAAACUCGACGUGCUGAUACUUGCCACCACCUAUAUUGCCCAUUUGACUCGAACUCUUCAAGAAGAAGGCGCAGAGGAGGGAGAGAGCACAAAACAAACGGAGGCGUUACAGUCUUUGAAAGGCGAAGGAUACCUGCACCCAGUGAAGAAAUGGCCGAUGCGAUCCAGACUGUAUGUCGGGGCAAGCGGACAGUUCCUGAACACCACGACUCCGUCAGAUUCAGAGAAUCAAGGCCCAUCGUCGUCCACCUCCCACCAAUAGUGUUAAAGCAAUUUAUUAUUUGCAUGAAUCCAGGCUGUUUUCCUCGGCAGCCGCAUAUGCGUUAUGAUUGUAGAACAAUUAGCCUACCUGACUUUCCUUCCACUAAGCCCUAUAGGAAGACAUUGUAAAUUAAUAUAUUAUGUGAAUUUUAUUGUACAAAUGUUUGAGAAAUCAGUCUUAAUGUUUUUUUUUUUGUUGUUCCUCUAGUGUUGUUUGCCCGGUGUUGUGCAGCUCCACACAUGUCCCAUGAUAUGUGUAGAAAUUCCACGGGGUAAUGGCCCGUCAUGCUUGAGGUGCGCACCUUUAGUUGAAACAUUUGCACUAAACGCAUGUGUGAAUAACUUAACAUCUGUCUUGUGAAGUGGUCUGUCAGGGUCAACAAUGGGGACUCUUCAUCUCCUGUUCCUUCUUUUUUUACAUGCUCCGUUGUAAAUGUGUUUGUGAAUAAACGAGUUCAGUGAGAGAAGACAAGUCCCAAGUCGAGUUUUGACGAUAAAAAAUACGAAAAAUCAACCUCGACAUAAAACGAAAUAAAACUCCAAAAGCAUGGCAGUUAUUAUUAUUGAUGAUUAUCUAAUACAUUCUUCUUUUCUAUUCAUGUAUAUUUUAUGACCGUAGCUCGGUUUAUAUGAUGCUUGCUUAUCCAUCAGAUAUCUGUUUAUUUAUACUUCCUUACCGGGUCACGGAAUCAGAAACAACCUAAGUUAUAUUUUACUCGGCGACAUGACUAAGUCAAAACUAACUAUAUUUGUAAAAUUAAAUAAAUAUGUCAUAUGUAUAAAUACAGUAUGUUCCUCUUUCAAAUCAGGAGAAAACUAUUUGCACAGAUAAAUAUUAAAUAUUCGGUGGA
Messenger RNA from Betta splendens (Siamese fighting fish), 1390 nucleotides. RefSeq names its product transcription factor 24-like. Gene Ontology annotation, molecular function: RNA polymerase II transcription regulatory region sequence-specific DNA binding; DNA-binding transcription factor activity, RNA polymerase II-specific; protein dimerization activity. Gene Ontology annotation, biological process: developmental process; regulation of transcription by RNA polymerase II. The record is from RefSeq and is a predicted model, not a curated record. The transcript has 2 exons. The coding region runs from base 1 to 540 and encodes 179 amino acids. NCBI's taxonomy places the organism in Eukaryota, Metazoa, Chordata, Actinopteri, Anabantiformes, Osphronemidae.